AUGUGCUCCAUCGAAGACACGUGCGUGCGUCUUCAGGUGCCAAAUGAAGAGGCGGAGAGCUCGAAGAGCAUUAGCGAUCUCGAGAUCACUUUCUCGCAAAUCAAUCCGAGUCUCACUUGGAACGAUCGUACAUCGAAUUGCAACGAUCUGAAAGAAGUGUUCUCGAAAUUCGAUGCUUCUUCUCCGAUUUGUGGCGAAAUCCUUCAUCGCGCUCGAUUCCUGUGUGCCAAAUAUUUGGCCGGUGCAUGGCAAAAAGUCAAACUUGAGCAAUUCAAAAUUCGAGCCAUCACAGGUGGAAUGUCGAACCUGCUUUUCCUUGUCGAACUUCCUGAAGGACUCGAUCCAAUUGGAGUGGAGCCUGAGAAGGCGUUGCUCCGUGUCCACUGCCAAUCCGACAUCGACCAACUUCUUUCGGAAUCUGUCGUUUUCACUCUUCUGUCUGAAAGAAACCUUGGUCCAAAACUUCUCGGAGUGUUUCCAGGUGGUCGAUUUGAGCAAUUCAUUCCGAGUCGGCCACUUCAUUGCUUAGAAAUUAGUAAGAAAAGAAUGUCUCGCAAAAUCGCGCCGAUGCUCGCUCGAGUGCACACUCUUGAUGUUCCGAUCACGAAAGAUGCGCAUUUAUUGGACACCGCAAGAGCUUGGCUGGAUCGCUUCAGGACCACCGAAGAAUCGAAAAAACCGAUUGAGAUUUACUUGACAAAGGCGAAUGUUCCGAAGAGCGAUUAUCCUGCCUCGAUUACUGUAGAUGAAUUGGAAAAUGAGUUGGACUUCGUCGAUGAUUUCCUUCUUCAAUGCAAUAGUCCGGUUGUGUUUUCUCACAAUGAUUUGCAGGAAGGAAAUAUUCUGCUGAUUGAUGGAUACCAAAUUGACGAGAAUGGAGUUGUGACUGAUCAAAACGGAAAAGUGACUGAGGCUGAGCCGUUAACAUUAAUCGACUUUGAGUACUGCAGUUAUAACUAUAGAGGAUUCGAUCUCGGCAAUCAUUUUUGCGAGUAUGGAUUCGAUUACAGCAACGAGCAGCCGCCGUAUUACUUUAUUCACCAACACUUUUUCGACGUCGAAGAAGAGCGAGACGUGUUCUGCGAGGCGUAUCUCAAUGAAGUCUACAAAAUGCGUUCGUCUGGCCAAAAUCCGCAUUUCCCGUCUGAUUUGGUGAGUGGAGAUCGCGAAAAAGACCUGGCGAAGAUCAAGCUCGAAUCGAAAUUGUUCAUGCCGGUUUCGAAUAUCUUCUGGGUUUGUUGGUCGCUCAUCAAUGCCGAGGAAUCGACGAUCGCAUUCGAUUACCGCGGAUAUGCAAGAGAUCGAUUGGCACUUUACUAUCACCAAAAGAAGAUGCUUCAAGAGUUUAUGGAUCAAAACAAAGACGAUUAA
Caenorhabditis bovis is the source of this 1371-nucleotide messenger RNA. NCBI's taxonomy places the organism in Eukaryota, Metazoa, Nematoda, Chromadorea, Rhabditida, Rhabditidae. The record is from the annotation of a GenBank genome assembly.